AUGAAGCGAAAACUCGAUGCUAAUGACGUGCCCUCCACGGAGGCGGCAGAGGGGAAAACAGCUAAAGAUGCGACUGACAUCGACUUCGAAAGUCUCAAUCUCGAUCCGCGCCUGCGCCAAGCUUUGAUAAAAGAGAAAUUUACCAAGCCUACAUUGGUUCAAGCUAAGGCUAUUCCUUUAGCACUUGAGGGAAAGGAUAUCUUGGCUCGCGCAAAGACUGGCUCCGGGAAGACUGCGGCCUACGUGCUCCCGAUCCUACAGACUAUUCUCCAGAAAAAGACUGCCGAUCCAUCUUUGAAAGCUACCACAGGCCUCAUCCUCGUCCCCACCCGAGAGCUCGCAGAUCAGGUCCAAAAGGUCGUCACCACGUUCGCUGCCUUCUGUGGAAAGGAUGUUCGCUCGGUGAACCUAACGCAGAAGGUUUCGGAUGCCGUGCAGCGUACAAUGCUGGCGGACCAGCCGGAUUUGAUUAUCUCGACACCUUCGCGUGUCAUUACCAAUCUCGGCAAUUCCGCUCUUUCUUUGGAAAACGUCACACACCUUGUGAUUGACGAAGCAGACUUGGUGCUGUCAUAUGGAUAUGAGGAAGAUAUUAAUGGAUUGGCAAAGGCAAUCCCUCGUGGUGUCCAGACGUUCCUGAUGAGUGCCACUCUUACGUCUGAGGUGGAUACAUUGAAGGGUUUGUUUUGCCGGAGCCCUGUUGUGUUGAAACUGGAGGAUAAGGACGACCAAGGUGCCGGCGUCAGUCAGUAUGUUGUCAAAUGCGCUGAGGAUGAAAAGUUUCUUCUCACCUACGUUAUUUUCAAGCUUCAGUUGAUCAAGGGCAAGGUUAUUAUAUUUGUUGGAGAUGUGGACCGUUGCUAUCGUCUCAAGCUGUUCCUUGAACAGUUCGGAAUCAAGAGCUGUGUGCUCAAUUCAGAAUUGCCCAUCAAUUCUCGGAUACACGUUGUUGAGGAGUUUAACAAGGGUGUCUACGAUAUUAUUAUUGCGGCCGAUGAACAAGAGGUUAUGGGAGCUCGGAAAUCAUCUAAAAAGUCAAAAGCGACUACUGGAGACGAGGACACCAAGGCAAUGGGCUCUAGUGACGAAGACGAGGAAGAGAAUACAAAGUCCACCCGUUCCAAUAAGCGCAAGAAGCUUACUGGAAAAGAAAAAGACUACGGCAUAUCUCGUGGUAUCGACUUUCAAAAUGUCGCUUGCGUACUGAACUUUGAUCUCCCCACGACUUCCAAGUCUUAUACCCACCGAAUUGGCCGUACCGGGAGAGCAGGACAGACAGGCAUGGCAUUGUCAUUUGUCAUCCCUUCGGAUCAGUUUGGCAAACAUAAGCCCACCAGUAUCUCAGCAGCGAAGGACGACGAAUCUGUUUUGGCCAAGAUAGUAAAGCGACAAGCCAAACUCGGACACGAAGUCAAACCGUAUCAUUUCGAAAUGAAACAAGUUGAUGCGUUCCGUUACCGAAUGACCGACGCUCUUCGCGCUGUGACUCGACUCGCUAUACAGGAAGCUCGUGCACGCGAGAUCCGUCAGGAACUGAUCAAGAGCGAGAAACUCAAGCGACACUUUGAAGACAAUCCUGAAGAACUGCGCCAGCUGCGUCAUGACGAUGAGGUCCGUUCUGCGCGCGUUCAACCUCACCUGAAGCAUAUUCCCGACUAUUUGAUGCCCUCUAAGGGUAGAAAGGGUAUUUCGAGCGAGGAUGUUGGAUAUGUGGCGUUCAGGAAAGCUAGUGAUAAUCGGAUUCGGAAUGCAAGGGAUAAAAACCGUACAAAGGGGAAGGGCAAGGGCCGGCACUAUGCCGGUGUGAAGAAGAGGGUAGAUCCAUUGAAGACAUUCAAUCGGGGGAAAAAGUGA
This is a messenger RNA of Aspergillus tanneri, 1854 nucleotides long. RefSeq names its product ATP-dependent DNA/RNA helicase (gene dbp9). The transcript has 4 exons. The coding region runs from base 1 to 1854 and encodes 617 amino acids. The record is from RefSeq and is a predicted model, not a curated record. NCBI's taxonomy places the organism in Eukaryota, Fungi, Ascomycota, Eurotiomycetes, Eurotiales, Aspergillaceae. Gene Ontology annotation, cellular component: nucleolus. Gene Ontology annotation, molecular function: ATP binding; RNA helicase activity; nucleic acid binding.